Salvelinus sp. IW2-2015 is the source of this 621-nucleotide messenger RNA. The record is from RefSeq and is a predicted model, not a curated record. NCBI's taxonomy places the organism in Eukaryota, Metazoa, Chordata, Actinopteri, Salmoniformes, Salmonidae.
AGAGCCUAGAUGAACUCAGUCCCAUCUUCAAUAGACACAUGACUCAUGUUUAUGACUAUGUCGAAAAGAACUGGAAGGAGGAUGAGUUUUUCGGGUUCCAGCUUCUGAACGGCAUCAACCCCAUGAUGAUCCAUCGCUGCUCCAAGCUUCCAGAGAACUUCCCCGUCACAGAAGACAUGGUGAAGGCUUCCCUUUUUGGAAAAAGCCUUGAGGAGGAAAUUCAGAAAGGCAAGUCUUUGGUUGACUACAAGCGCCUGCAUGGAGUGACUGCAAACGUGAUCAACGGGAAACAGCACUUCUUGGCUGCUCCUCUCUGCUUGCUCUACAUGACUCCAGAAGAUUAAGCUAUGCCAUCGCAAUCCAGCUGAAGCAGGAUCCUGGAAAGACAACCCCAUCUUCCUUCCUACUGACUCUAAGUAUGACUGGCUUCUGGCCAAGAUCUUUGGAGGAACGCGACUUCGCUGAACAGAGCUGAACUUUCACCUGCUGAGGACUCACCUGCUGGCUGAGGUGUUUGCCAUGUCGACACUGCGUAACCUACCAAUGGUGCAUCCCCUCUACAAGCUCCUGAUCUCUCACUUCCGCUACACUCUGCAGAUCAACACUCUGGCUAGACAGGCC